Messenger RNA from Oryzias latipes (Japanese medaka), 3827 nucleotides. RefSeq names its product protein phosphatase, Mg2+/Mn2+ dependent, 1Bb (gene ppm1bb). Gene Ontology annotation, molecular function: magnesium ion binding; protein serine/threonine phosphatase activity; manganese ion binding. The record is from RefSeq and is a predicted model, not a curated record. Gene Ontology annotation, biological process: protein dephosphorylation. NCBI's taxonomy places the organism in Eukaryota, Metazoa, Chordata, Actinopteri, Beloniformes, Adrianichthyidae.
AAAAUAACACCUCCUCUUGUUCAGCACCUAAAGUCGAAGGAUAGCUCUGGCCUUUCAAUGGAAGAAAUUGCUAGAUUUGUUAGUGUUGUAUAAUAAUAUAACUUAUCACCAGGUUCCAUUUUUUUUGAACGAUCGCAGUCUUUAUUUAUUGAGAAAGACAGAAGUGGCGUCAAACAUGCGUAAAAAUCAACGCUGUCCAAGCACGGAACCACCGAGAAAGGAAUUAUCGCCGCUCAUCUGAGGCCAAUCUUGAUUAUUUAUUUUUUUUAAAUUAAGGAAUCACAACAUAGCUAGCUAACGUUAGCUCUGUUGGUAGCCAAGUAAACGAUAUAUCCUCAAAUUAAAACAGAGUCGUUUAUUUAAGAUUGGAUCUACGUUGGUUCAGCAGCUGGAAAACCUCUAAGGAACAAUGGGCGCAUUCCUGGACAAGCCGAAAACAGAGAAACAUAGUGCCCAUGGAGAGGGCAAUGGGCUGCACUAUGGCCUGAGCUCCAUGCAAGGCUGGCGGGUGGAAAUGGAGGAUGCCCACACAGCCGUGGUUGGCCUUCCCCAUGGACUCACCGACUGGUCCUUCUUUGCCGUCUACGACGGCCACGCGGGUUCUCGGGUGGCCAACUACUGUUCUGCACACCUGCUGGAGCACAUCUUGUCAGGUGGGGCUGAGUUUGGUCAGGGGCCAAGCUCGGUGGAAGGUGUGAAGGAUGGCAUCCGCUCUGGGUUCCUGAACAUUGAUGAGUACAUGCGCAACUUUUCUGAUCUGCGGCAAGGGCUGGACCGCAGCGGAUCUACAGCUGUUUGCGUCCUGCUCAGCCCAACGCACCUCUACUUCAUUAACUGCGGCGACUCGCGGGCCGUGCUAAGUCGAGAUGGCAAGGUGGGCUUUUCUACUCAGGAUCACAAGCCCUGCAACCCCCGCGAAAAGGAGCGCAUACAGAAUGCCGGUGGCUCAGUGAUGAUCCAAAGGGUAAAUGGCUCUCUGGCUGUGUCUCGGGCUCUGGGGGACUAUGACUACAAAUGUGUGGACGGUAAGGGCCCCACAGAGCAGCUGGUGAGCCCUGAACCAGAGGUUUGUGUGCUAGAGCGGGCAGCCGAAGGAGACGAGUUUGUGGUGCUGGCCUGCGAUGGCAUCUGGGAUGUGAUGUCCAAUGAGGAGCUGUGCGAGUUUGUACGCUCACGAUUGUUGGUCUGUGACGACCUGGAGAAGGUCUGUAACUCAGUGGUGGACACCUGCCUUCAUAAGGGGAGCAGAGAUAAUAUGAGCGUGGUGUUGGUAUGUUUUCCCGGGGCUCCCAAAAUCUCAGAAGAAGCUGUAAAGAAGGAAGAGGAAUUGGAUAAAUAUCUAGAAACCCGUGUUGAAGAGCUUCUGGGAACCUGCGGGGAAACGGGAGCCCCUGACUUGGUGUCUGUCCUAAGGAGCAUCGCCUCAGAGAACAUCCCUAACCUUCCACCUGGUGGUGGCCUGGCCAGCAAACGGAGUGUGAUAGAAGCAGUGUACAACAGGCUGAAUCCUCACAGAGAAGAAGAAGGGGCCCCUUCGGGGGGAGAGGAGGAGAGUGAGGAGGGAGGUGGCAGCAUGUCAGCUCACCUGCUGGAAGCGCUGCGGCAGUUCCGCCUUCACCACCGGGGACAGUACCGCACAGUGCUGGAAGAGUCCCUGGCUACCUACCACCUGCAGGGGGAGAGCUCUGUGAGGGAAGAAGGAGAGAGUGAUGACGACCAGGAGCGACCUGCCUCCCCUCCCUCCCCCCCUUCACCCCCUCCCUCCCCUGUCACAGGAGAGCCAGAGAGCAGUGAAGAUGGCUCCGCCCCAAAGUCCGAUGACUGCUCUGAAUAAACACCCAUCCACCGCUCACUAAUGCCAUUCCAGUUAUCAGAUGUGCUGUGAUGUUUCUUCUUGCUUCAUCACAUAAACAGAACUUGAAAGGACACACUGGCCAUCGCUCAUUAAUGAAAAAACGGAAAAAUGGCCCUAGUUUGUUUCAAAUUCUGUCCCUGAAACUCAUUUGGCGUUAUACCCUCCACAUGUAGCAAGAAUUAGUUUCUAUCCACCUUGGCUUAGUUUUCCAAACAAGUUAGCCUAUUCUGCAGUUUGUACUUUAUGCCUUAGUCACAACUGCCGCUACAGGUUGAUGCGGGCUGUUUGCGGGCAGAAAAUGGGCACGCCUGAACGGGGCUCGCAGGUGGCAUGGUCAAAAUUUUAAUAUUGUAGACCAUUCGAUGAACCCUCAGAGCCAAAAUGGACAGGUCGUAGUAAACACAUGAACACUGUGUAAGGGCACAUCAUUCCGAUUGUUCCUUUUUUCAAUACCCCAAACCCUGAGAACUCUAUUUGUUCGUCCGUUGUACACUAUGCGUUCAGUUUGACUGUUAGAAAUGAGAAAAUUAGACAAUCAGAGUGUACAGUAGUUUGUGUGGGUAUUCAAUAGGUGUCCUAUGGGCACUUGUGUAUCACCUGUGUGUCCAAACUUUUGGUCUGUACUGUACAUGCAGCAUUCACACACGGUCAGUAUGGAACCAGUAUUCGCACCUUACUAACAAUUAGAGUGCGACGUAAGCAUACCAUAUGACAGCAUCACCUGUGCUCAAUAAGUAUGUGCAACUUGCAUCAUCUUUACAAACAGUUCACUAUGCACGACAAUAGUACGUCCCAAUUUCACAAUGCCCCUUAAGGUGGUCAUACAAGCCUCAAGGGUACUGCAAGACACACCUGCGAUUCCUUUAAGGAGCGGCUGCUCCUGUCCACGAUCCUCCAUCGGCCCGGACAACCCCAAAACUAAAAGCAACGGUACAGGCUGUGACUAAGGCCUUAAAUACAACUUGCCAAAGUGAACGUCAUGUUCUAAUACCAACAUUUUCCAAUAAAUCCUUGUGGAUGACUCUCCAACCCGCAUUUUCUCCUCUUGCUCCCCCACCCAAGCUUCACCCCAAAGCUGACAGAGAACAGGAGUGGAGACACUGAACAUGCUCCGUUGUCUCCAAGCCUCCUCCAAUCUAAAGACUUUAGAACGGUCCUCUCUGUGUAUGCGUGCGUCUGACCACGAGAACAAUCAACACUCCUCUUUUUUGUGUGUGUUUUUUUGUGGUUGGUUGUUGUAUCCUGAAGUUGCCCCUUUUUAAAAAAUCUUUUGGUACUAAACCCUGUGAGUCUCCUCAGCCAUCAGGACCCAUAACAUUGCCGAACACAUUCCUGGUUUCUUUCGUUCAUGUUGUACAAAUGUGUCUGUUAAGAUUUCUUUACACAAAUGAAGACAGACAUUCUAAUCCAAACACAUGAAAUGUGAGCACUUUUGAUUUUGGGGAAGUGAAAGAACAAAUAUCAGCAGAAUUUAAUCAUCUGCCUUCAUCUCAGAACACAGUGGAGCUUCAGCCCAUGUGUUCUGAAGAAUUCAGAGUUGCGCUAAACUAUAGAGCACUUUUGCUUUGGUCUAAUAUAUUCACUAGACUUUAAAGGAUUUCCUGCCAAUGUGCAAGAUGGAGAUUUUUUUUGCGUUAUAUUCUUUACUUUUGUUGUUCUUUUUUUUUUUGACAUGUGUUUUAUUCAUUUAAAAGACAGCUGUAAAAAAAAAGGCCUUCAUCAAUAACUCGGCAUCCAUUUCUGAAUGUAACAGAGCUGCCCUCGCUAGUUUUUCAGUGCGUCUUCUGACUGUGUGACAUUUAAUUCACUUUUUUGUUGUUGUCUGUAAUCAAAAGUUUUAUCCAUCAGCACUGAACUCCCAAUGUAAAGCUCUUAGAGCUCCAUGGUGAGAUUAUACUAAGCACUGUACGUUUGCAUUUAAAUGACUAUUUGUCCUGCAAACAACAAAUAAAUAAAUAAUGAGGUACGAUGA